Messenger RNA from Ricinus communis (castor bean), 3154 nucleotides. Its product is annotated as oxysterol-binding protein-related protein 2A. The coding region runs from base 1035 to 2660 and encodes 541 amino acids. Gene Ontology annotation, cellular component: intracellular membrane-bounded organelle; membrane; cytosol. The transcript has 11 exons. Gene Ontology annotation, molecular function: sterol binding. NCBI's taxonomy places the organism in Eukaryota, Viridiplantae, Streptophyta, Magnoliopsida, Malpighiales, Euphorbiaceae. The record is from RefSeq and is a predicted model, not a curated record.
GUGUGCUAUGGGUUGGGUAUGAUAGUGUACGUUGUAGGUCUAUGCAUUCAGCUGUGGUCACAUCAUUCUUAUUUGCGUUGAGUGGAUGGAUUUGAGUUUCUUUUUUUUUUUUCAUCAGAUGAUCCUUCCUUCCUUUUUCUAUAUUCUUUAUAUGAUUUUUAUUUUGCGACCCAUUUGUCUUCCACCCUUCCUUUUGGUCAAUUUUGGGUGUUUGUUUACUUGUAAGUUGCAAGUCUAGUGCCUCUCUGCUGUUAUAUUUGCACUCUUUUAGGUUUUGGGUUUCUUCUUCAUCCUUUCUUUUUAAUGCUGUAAAAAGGGUAAAUAAAAAAAAGGACGUUUUCAUUUGUUUUGUUUUAGAGCUACAGUGUUUCUUUGAGUCCAUGGAUUUUAUUCUACUAUUUAUCUUUGUGCUAGAGACGUGAAGAAAUAAACAAAAUAUAAAGACUGUGGGGACUUUCAAGAAUUGAGACUAUGGUGUAUAUAUAUAUAGAGAGAGAGAGAGACUAGUAGGUAGAGGCAGCGCCUCAUUUGUUACGCCACUAUUACGAAGCUGGAAAACAAUGGCUAUCCCUUCUAACUUUUUCAAGUAUAUUCUUUUGUUGCUAGUAGAUCCAAAUGCUGACUCCAAUCUCAUGCUCCUUCUGGGCAGUAAUGAGUCAAGUUUUUCUUUCAUGGCCUGGAAAUUAUAGAAGUUGAGAUUUGAAGCUUUUAAAUCUUCUUGUUUGUGCUUUUGAGCUGAAGGGUUGGUCUUGAUUUCCUUCUGGAUCUCAUCAUUUCGUGAGAGCAAGUCUGAUGAUAGGCGAUUUUACAUCUUUACAGCUACAAAGACGCUUCAUCUUAGAACUGAUUCCAAAGGAGAUAGGGCAGCUUGGCUGCAAGCUUUGUUCUCUACAAGGAGCCUCUUUCCAUUAAGAUCACUAAAUGAUAGUCUCUCCCUGGUACCUAAGGAUUUGUCCGUCUCAACUGAAAGGCUUAAAAAGCGUCUGCAUGACGAGGGUGCGAGUGAGAACCUAGUUAAGGACUGUGAGCAGAUCAUGCUGUCUGAGUUCUCUGAAAUACAAGGACAAUUGAAAAUUCUUUGCGAGGAAAGAUCCAGUUUGCUUGAUACAUUGAGGCAAUUAGAGGCAGCUAAUAUUGAAGCUGAGACGACUGGAAUUCCAGAUGGUGAAUUUCAAUUGACAAAGCAUGAAUUUUCAAGUUUAGGACGUGGGAAAUUUAGUGAAUGUAGCACAACAGAAUCAUCUGAUGAUAUUGAGAAACAAGAACUCGAGGAAGUGUCAGAGGAAGACGAGUCCUCCUUUUAUGAUACAAAAGAGUAUUUUACUGAACCUACUUUUGUUCGUGGGUCAAUAAAAGAAUUUGCCUGUCAUCAAGAAAAACACAGGGUGCAUUUUCAAUCUGACAAUGAGGAGAAAAUGCAUGCGAGAAAGCAGCUUUGUAAAUCUGGAUAUCCACAUGUGGAAAGGCGAAAGAAGCUUCCUGAUCCAGUGGAGAAGGAAAAAGGGGUCAGUCUUUGGUCUAUGAUAAAGGACAAUGUGGGGAAAGAUCUAUCGCGAGUUUGUCUCCCUGUUUACUUUAAUGAACCAAUAUCAUCUCUUCAGAAGUGCUUUGAGGAUUUGGAGUACUCUUAUCUUUUGGAUAGAGCCUACGAGUAUGGAAAAGAAGGAAAUAGCCUUAUGAGGAUUUUAAAUGUUGCCGCGUUUGCUGUUUCUGGAUAUGCUUCCUCUGAAGGCCGACACUGCAAACCCUUCAAUCCUUUGCUAGGUGAAACUUAUGAAGCUGACUUUCCUGAUAAAGGAGUUCGCUUCUUCUCUGAGAAGGUUAGUCAUCACCCUACUGUCAUUGCCUGCCAUUGUGAAGGUAGAGGGUGGAAGUUUUGGGGCGACAGCAACCUCCGCUCAAAAUUUUGGGGACGGUCAAUUCAGCUUGACCCUGUUGGAGUUCUAACCCUGGAGUUUGAUGAUGGUGAAAUAUUCCAAUGGAGCAAGGUGACAACGACUAUUUACAAUCUUAUCCUUGGUAAAUUGUAUUGUGAUCACCACGGGCCAAUGCAUAUACAAGGAAAUGGACAAUAUUCAUGCAAACUCAAGUUCAAAGAACAGUCAAUUCUUGACAGAAAUCCUCACCAGGUUAAUGGGUUUGUUGAAGAUACUAUGGGGAAUAAAGUAGCCACACUAUUUGGGAAGUGGGACGACAGCAUGUAUUAUACUAAAGGCGACGGAAGUAGCAAGACAAAGGAUUGCAGUUCCUCACCUAAUGCCACCUUGCUUUGGAAAAGUACUAAGCCACCUCCCAAUCUCACUCGGUACAACUUAACAUCAUUUGCAAUCACUCUAAAUGAGUUAACACCAGGACUGCAGAUUAAGGAGAAGCUUCCACCUACGGAUUCCAGGCUUAGACCAGACCAACGGCAUCUGGAGAAUGGGGAAUAUGAGAAGGCAAAUGCAGAGAAACAACGGUUGGAGAAGCGGCAAAGAUUGUCAAGGAAAUUACAAGAACAUGGAUGGAAGCCCAGGUGGUUCCAGAGAGAAGGAGAAGAUGGAGCUUUUUGCUAUGGGGGUGGAUAUUGGGAAGCACGCGAACAGAGAAAUUGGGAGGAAUGUCCAGAUAUUUUUGGUGAAUUUAGUGUAGAUUUUGCAGAAUCCUCCGAAGGGUCUUGACUUCAAAUUAGAAAAGGCUGUCACACAGCAAGCAGGCACAUUAAUUGGUAUGGAUGCUAUAGCAAUUUUAGCCACUUGCAAGAUACUCAUUGGAGGAAGCAAGUUUUUCUCAGAGAAAUCUGAGUGAAGACCCUUUUUCUUUUUAAAAUUUUUUUCUCAGUUUAUAGAGAUAAUUAGGAUAGAGCCUAAUAUUUCCUUGUAGCAUUCGUAAUUGUCUGCUACAGGUCGUUGUUUGUGUAAUGUAGUCUCCCUCCCUCUCUCAUUGGAGUGUACCAGCCAUUGGCUGAUAGUUGUAUUUUGUUAUUUAUUUGUAUGUCUUUAUAAGAAAAUAAACGAAGAGAAGAACAUGCAUCAUCAUCAUCAUCAUUAUCAUCAUCAACGUCCACAACUUAGCUAUCUACACUUGUGUAGGACUGUAUAUUGUGCUGAUCUCAUUAAUGUAUUGCAACUUCGAUUCAUCAAAAUUGUAAUGGAAAAGUUUAUUCUUUUUUUUU